AUGGGUUUUUUUACUUGGAUGGUUGUGCCUUUUGUCUUUUUUGCUACUUUUAUGGAUGGUCAUGUAAUUGCUGAUAUUCUUAAUGUUGAUGAAAAUGAACAAAAUUUACUUCAGCAUAUAGGUUUGUCCAAAGAAAUGGCAGAAAAUAAAAGAAAUAGGAGGUCUGUAACACUUUUACCUUUAGUUGGUUUAGGUGCCAUUGGUGCAGUUGGUGCUGGUGUUGCUGCUUUAAAAGGUGCUUCUGCUUUAAAAAAAGCCAUACACCAACAACGUGUAGCAGGAGGUGGUGGUAAAGGUGUUGGAUUUGGAGGUAAUAUAGGAAGACAAGGAGGGUUUGGUGGAAAAGGUGGUGGAAGUGGUAGUGGCAAUGUUGCUGGUGGAGUAGGAAGGCAAGGAGGGUUUGGAGGAAAAUGUGGUGGAAGUGGUAACGCUAAUGUUGUUGGUGGAGUAAGAGGGCAAGGAGGGUUUGGUGGAAAAGGUGGUGGAAGUGGUAGUGCUAAUGUCGUUGGUAGAGUAGGAGGGCAAUGGGGGUUUGGUGGAAAAAAUGGUAGAAGUGUUAAUGUUAAUGUUGCUGGUAGAGUAAGAGCUGGAAGUGGUAAUGCUAAUAUUGCUGGUGGAGUAGGAGGGCAAGGAGGGUUUGGUGGAAACGGUAGUGGAAGUGGUAGCACUAAUGUUGCUGGCGGAGUAGAAGGGCAAGGAGGAUUGGGUGAGAAAGGUGGUAGAAGUGGUAGUGUUAAUGUUACUGGUGGAUUAGGAGGGAAAAGAGAGUUUGGUGGAAAAAGUGGUGGAACUAGUAGCGCUAAUGUUGGGCAAGGAGGGUUUGGUGGAAAAUGUGGUGGAAGUGGUAGCGCAAAUUUUGCUAGUGGAGUAAGAGGGCAAGGAGGGUUUGGUGGAAAAGGUGGUGGAAGUGGCAACGCUAAUGUUGCUGGUGGAAUAGGAGGGAAAGGAGGGUUUGGUAGAAGUGGUAGUACUAAUGUUAUUGGUGGAGUAGGAGAACAAAGAGGGUUUGGUGGAAAAGGUGGUGGAAGUGGUAGCGCUAAUGUUGUUGGUCAUGCUGUUGGUGCAAGUGGUAGCAGAAGUGGUAGCACUAAUGUUGCUGGUGGAGUAGGAGGGCAAGGAGGAUUUGGUGGACAUGGUAGCACUAGCGUUGCUGGUGCAGUAAGUGUGCAUGGUAGAAGUGGUGGUCAAAGUCGAGCAAAAGGUAGUGAGGGCAACAUUGGUGCUUCUACUAGUGGUGGAGCUAAAGCUAGUUUCGAAGGUAAAAUAGGAGGACAAUGGGAGGUUGGUGGGAAUAGUGGUGGAAGUGGUAGCUCUAGUGUUGUUGGUAGGGUAAAAGGGCAAGGUGGAGGUGUUGGUAGUGGUGGUGUUGAUGGUAUAUUAGGGGGUAAUGGUGGUGGUGGUAAGGGCUUGCAUUUUGGUGGUAAUUUUCAUUUUGGUUUAGAACGAGGAGGAGGGUUUGGUGGAGGUAACUGA
Molecule: messenger RNA, 1473 nt
Organism: Gossypium arboreum
Lineage: Eukaryota; Viridiplantae; Streptophyta; Magnoliopsida; Malvales; Malvaceae
Product: glycine-rich cell wall structural protein 1-like
Exons: 4
Coding region: 1-1473 (490 amino acids)
Source: RefSeq, a predicted model, not a curated record